This is a messenger RNA of Acanthosepion pharaonis, 1020 nucleotides long. Lineage: Eukaryota; Metazoa; Mollusca; Cephalopoda; Sepiida; Sepiidae. The record is from the annotation of a GenBank genome assembly.
AUGCGCGCGCAUCAGGGGCCGGCAGCCAUCCUGAUCGGGCCGGAGGGCGGUUUCGAUAGCGAGGGAGCGCGAGGCGAUCCGCGCGCUCCGUCCGCCAUUGGCAUCGGUCUGGGACCCCGCAUCCUGCGCGCCGAUACGGCGGCGGCGGCGGCCAUGUAUCGCUCUGGAUGGCGGCGGCGGGCGACUGGGGUUGAUUCAGCCUGUGGCAUCCUCGCGCCCGCCCGCGUAAAGGCGCGGUUCAUGAGCACCAAGACCGCGAGCACCGCCAAGGGCGCCAUCAUCGAAGCACCGAGCAUGAGAAGUUCGUCUAUGCGCUGGGCGAUCAUCACGCCCCUCUUACGACGAAGCGGCGGGUAUCCGCGCACUCUUGGGCGAGCUGGAGCAAUAUGGCUGGGCGCCGGUGUUGGAGGGCGGCAACGUGAUCGCGCUGACCGGUGCGGACGGCUCGAUCAGCCACGGAGCCCGCCGGCCAGUUCGAGCUGUCAGGCGCGCCGCUCGACAAUCUGCACGAGACCUGUGCGAGACCGGCCGUCACCUGACGCAGGUGAAGGCCGCGGGCGACAAGCUGGGCUGGGCUUUCUGGGGCUGGGCAUGUGGCCGGACAAGACUCGCGCCGAGCUGCCGAUCAUGCCCAAAGGGCGCUAUGCGAUCAUGCUGCGGCACAUGCCGCGCGUCAGCUCGCUCGGCCUCGACAUGAUGCUGCGCACCUGCACGAUCCAGUUCCGCGUCGGCGCUGGCGCUGCAACCACUGGCCACCGCGCUGUUCGCCAAUUCGCCUUUUACCGAGGCAAGCCUAACGGCAAGCUGUCCUUCCGCAGCCAUAUCUGGUCGGACACCGACCCCACGCACCGGCAUGCUGCCCUUCGUGUUCGAGGAUGGUUUCGGCUAUGGGCGCUAUGCCGACUAUGCGCUCGAUGUGCCGAUGUACUUAAAUCUACCGCGAUGGCAAAUAUAUCGACGCGGCAGGGGCUGUCGUUCCCGCGACUUCCUGAAGGGCGAGCUUUCGGUCCUGCCGGGUGA